This is a messenger RNA of Dichotomopilus funicola, 513 nucleotides long. RefSeq names its product CybS-domain-containing protein. Gene Ontology annotation, biological process: mitochondrial electron transport, succinate to ubiquinone; tricarboxylic acid cycle. Bases 1 to 513 code for a protein of 170 amino acids. NCBI's taxonomy places the organism in Eukaryota, Fungi, Ascomycota, Sordariomycetes, Sordariales, Chaetomiaceae. Gene Ontology annotation, cellular component: membrane; mitochondrial envelope. Gene Ontology annotation, molecular function: heme binding; succinate dehydrogenase (quinone) activity; ubiquinone binding. The record is from RefSeq and is a predicted model, not a curated record. The transcript is spliced from 3 exons.
AUGGCAUCGAUUGCUCGCUCCUCCCUCCUGCGGCAGGUUGCCGCAGUCAAGCCGAACCCCCAACAAACCCUCAUCACUAACGCCGCCCGCACGACCGCCUUCCACACCACCAGCAGGAGGUGUCUUUUACCUCCCCUUCCCCAGCACGUUCAAGGCACAGUCAACGAUGCCGCCCCCGUACCAGAGCCCUCGCCUUCGCAUGGGUCCUACCACUGGACCUUUGACCGUCUGGUCGCAGGGUCCUUGAUUCCCCUCACGGUUGCUCCGUUCGCCGCCGGCUCGCUGAACCCGACACUCGACGCCAUCCUCUGUGCCACGAUCCUCAUUCACUCGCAUACUGGCUUCCAGAACGUAAUCAUCGACUACCUCCCUCAGAAACGGACCCCACGCGCCCGCAAGUUCUUCAUGUGGGGUCUCAACGCCGCCACAGCCGUCGUCGGCCUAGCCCUCUACGAAUUCGAAACCACCGACGUGGGUAUCACCGAGACUAUCAAGCGUAUUUGGGCGGCAUAA